Messenger RNA from Spea bombifrons (plains spadefoot toad), 1100 nucleotides. RefSeq names its product MOB kinase activator 1B (gene MOB1B). Gene Ontology annotation, cellular component: nucleus; cytoplasm. Lineage: Eukaryota; Metazoa; Chordata; Amphibia; Anura; Pelobatidae. Bases 114 to 764 code for a protein of 216 amino acids. Gene Ontology annotation, biological process: positive regulation of protein phosphorylation; hippo signaling. The transcript has 6 exons. Gene Ontology annotation, molecular function: protein kinase activator activity. The record is from RefSeq and is a predicted model, not a curated record.
CGGUUCACACCCCCGUCUCUGGCAGAAGGAUUACAGCUGCUGUUUUGAGGGGACUGUCGGCUCGCUGUCAGCUCCUGAUCUCUGCUCCUGUUCCUGGCGCUGACGGCAAGGAGAUGAGCUUCUUGUUUGGCGGUCGCUCUUCGAAAACUUUCAAGCCAAAAAAGAGUAUUCCAGAGGGGUCACACCAGUACGAGCUACUAAAGCAUGCCGAAGCCACCUUGGGUAGUGGAAACCUGCGGAUGGCGGUUAUGCUUCCGGAAGGGGAAGAUCUCAAUGAGUGGGUUGCUGUGAACACCGUGGAUUUCUUCAACCAGAUCAAUAUGCUUUAUGGAACAAUUACAGAUUUUUGCACAGAAGAGAGCUGCCCUGUAAUGUCUGCUGGACCAAAGUAUGAGUACCACUGGGCAGAUGGAACGAAUAUUAAGAAACCCAUUAAGUGCUCUGCUCCCAAGUACAUUGAUUACCUGAUGACAUGGGUACAAGACCAGCUCGAUGAUGAGACCCUCUUCCCAUCCAAAAUAGGUGUCCCCUUUCCAAAGAACUUCAUGUCUGUAGCAAAGAUUAUACUUAAGCGUCUUUUCAGAGUUUAUGCCCACAUUUACCACCAGCACUUUGAUUCCGUCAUUCAGCUCCAGGAAGAGGCCCAUCUGAAUACUUCAUUUAAGCACUUUAUUUUUUUCGUUCAGGAAUUCAACUUAAUUGACAGAAGAGAGCAAGCUCCUCUGCAAGAAUUAAUUGAGAAGCUCACUUCUAAAGACAGAUAAGAUCCUGGCUUGAUGAGCACAGACACCUCCAUUUGAAACAAGCUGUUUUCUUAUCCCGGUUUUAUCCAUAGCAGCCAAAAUAUAUAUAUGUGUAUAUAUAUAUAUUUUGUGUGAGUGCUUAUAUCAAGGGAACAUUGUUAUUUUUCUUGCUGCCUAGUGAUUCAAGUUGAUUGUCAGUUUUCUUUCUACAUAACCUAUUUUGGAUGGAGGAGAAAAGGAUACGUAAACUCCACAAACCUUAACCCUUAAAUGCACUGAAGGGGUUAUUAAGUAUAAUGUGCCUAUCCGGACUACUCUUGGCCAUAGCUUCAUAACGGCAACACCGCUGCAUUUGAA